Molecule: messenger RNA, 1164 nt
Organism: Pelodiscus sinensis (Chinese soft-shelled turtle)
Lineage: Eukaryota; Metazoa; Chordata; Testudines; Trionychidae
Source: RefSeq, a predicted model, not a curated record
AUGAAACAGAUCACAUCCCCUUCUCCAGCCAAGCACCGAGCUAAAAUGGACGAUAUCGUGGUGGUGGCUCCAGGAACACAGUCCUUGCGGAACAUAAGCAAUGAUCCCGAUGUGAUAAAAUUGCAAGAGAUUCCCACUUUCCAGCCCCUUUUGACAGGACUUCUCAGUGGGCAGACUUCCCCUACAAACAGCAAAUUGGAGAAGCUAGACUCUCAGCAAGUGUUACAGCUCUGCCUUCGAUACCAAGAUCACCUUCAUCAGUGUGCAGAAGCGGUUGCCUUUGAUCAGAAUGCCCUAGUGAAACGAAUCAAAGAGAUGGAUCUCUCAGUGGAAACGCUCUACAGCUUCAUGCAGGAGCGCCAGAAAAGAUACGCCAAGUAUGCAGAGCAAAUCCAGAAGGUCAACGAGAUGUCUGCCAUCCUCCGCCGCAUCCAGAUGGGCAUUGACCAGACCGUACCGCUCAUGGAGAAGCUGAACAGCAUGCUGCCUGAAAGCGAGAGGCUGGAACCUUUUACCAUGAAACCUGACAGGGAGCUCAAGUUAUAGUCUCGCCAAACUCCCUUUCCUCACCUUCUUGUCCAAACAUUCAACACAAGGAGACACUUCCAGCACACCCUGUUGGCAGUCCUUUGGAACAGGCAGCUUUGCUGCCUGACUUUUUGCCAGGCUUUAAGAUGAGGAAGAGCUGUCUCAGCAGCCAGACUGUGAAUUGAAACAGUUCAGCCAGGAAUAAAGGAGCUCCCUAUUCUGAUUGUUUGGAGAAGAAAAUAUACCCUUCCUUUAUCCCCACUGCACCAUCAUCUGUACGGAAACGUGCUUUGGUGUGUUUCCUAGAUUAAAUCUCAAGAGGAACAAUUUUAGAAAAAUUUGAAAGGGGUACUGGGUGUAAUAAACCCUGUAAUGUACUUCCCAUGCCACUGGAGAUGUGAACAAUUAGAUGGCUGGCAGAUCUUUCCAGGGCUGGGGAAUAAUUGUAAACAUGUAUUUUAUAGGUGAAAAUGUUGAGCCAGGAACUGACUUAUUAAAUCUGCCUGUUGUAAUUAACAUGACUUACAUAGCAAGGAGGUUUCCCUUUUGGUUGUAGUCAGGAUCUCGUUCAUUGAGGCUCUUAUUUUUACAGGCUUACUAAUUUAUGGGGCUGUAAAUGAAUAACUGUUCCCAUUC